Scophthalmus maximus (turbot) is the source of this 3761-nucleotide messenger RNA. It is a transcript of the gene il20ra, whose product is annotated as interleukin 20 receptor, alpha. Lineage: Eukaryota; Metazoa; Chordata; Actinopteri; Pleuronectiformes; Scophthalmidae. Bases 198 to 2252 code for a protein of 684 amino acids. The record is from RefSeq and is a predicted model, not a curated record. Gene Ontology annotation, molecular function: protein binding. The transcript has 8 exons.
CACACGCGCGCACCGGGCACAAACAGGUGAGAUCACAUUUCUCCCUCACUCGCCGAAACCUGUCGCACAGGGGGAUUGUUUAGUUUGAAACUCAUUUCUUGUGAUCGUGUGGAGGAGGACGGUCGGAACUGUACGUACAGGAGCUGUUGGUGCUGGAAAAAAUGUUUCCUGAGAAAACAUGACCUCUCCAUUCAGAGAUGUGGACGGUGUUGAUGUUUCUUAGCCUGUGGGUUGUGCACUGUGCAGUGUCCUCCUCUCCUCCGGGCCCCAUCAGUGUCGUCUUCUCCUCAGUGAAUCUCAGGAACAUACUGCAAUGGGCUCCGGGCAAUGGCACGUCCGAGGACACGCGCUUUACGGUGCAGUAUGCCAUCUACGGGGACAGCGAGGAAGGAAGUAAAGGAAGACGGGUAAACUGGAGGUCGGUGAGGCAGUGCACGGACAUAACGCGGUGCUGGUGUGACCUGAGCAACGAGACGUGGGAUCAGGAUCAUGGAUACCACGCCAGAGUCCGCGCUGCGGGGAGGAGAGCAUCCUCCAAAUGGGGCUUGCCUCAGAGGAGAUUUGAUCCAAAGUCGGACACUAGUUUGGGUCCUCCGCUAGUUUCUGUGGAAGUAGCGGGCAACAACGCCAUCAUCGCUCUGAAGGGACCAAUGAGAUAUGACCCAAACAACCACACUGCGGAGGUUUCCAUGGCAACAGUAUACCCGCAGAUGACUUACAACCUCUCCAUCCGCAAUGUCGCUCGGGGACAGACACAUAAUUUCCAAGUGGUCUCUAGUCCGUACAAAUAUCAGCUGAUGCCGGAAACGGAAUACUGCUUCUCGGCCAAGACAAGAUUGGUGUCCAUGCCCAUCCAGUGCCAGCCCUCGGCGUGGCAAUGUUUCACCACGCCUCAAGACCCUGGGACUGUCCAACUGCAGUGGGUGGUUUGGGUUUUUGUUGUCCCAUCUUUGUGCAUCUGUGUGCUCAUGGUGGUUGGCUACUUUCUCCAUAACUACCUAAUGGGGAAAGGACAGAAGAGGCCAUAUACUCUGAGCCCCAGUUCGUUUCAUCCUCCCCUUCCAAACUUCCCUCCUGAGAAUCUCAACAUCAUUCUCAUCAGUGUAAUGAAAGAUGUGUCACCAUUAGUACCUGACGGCGCCAUAUCAGACCAUGCGUGCCACAAGAAAAACAUAGCAGAUCCUCCACCGAGAUACUCCCCGCAGAGGGCCGAGAGACCCCCGGAGCCCGACGAUUCGUCGGUUGACUAUGGAUUUGUCGGCGUCGCUGCUGAAAUCAGCGGCGGAGGAGGAGAGGAGGCCGGAGAGAGGAGGCGCGAUGGAGAAGAUGGGAAUAAUCGGAUCGUUGAACACCAGAAGUGCAUAGCAGGAGAGAGUUAUGAGAAGAAAGUGUGGAUGGUUGCGGAUGGUCCCUCUGCUGGUGUUUACUCUCCUCAAACCAAGUCCUACCUCUCACAGACGUCAACCCUCGCAUGCACGCAAACGCACAGGCCAAUACACUCACAGACACAGAUGAGCAGACUUGUACAGACGCAGGCGUGGCCACAGUCAGAAUCCGUUUCACUGAGCCAAAUUCAGGGAUCGUCGCCGUCUGAUCAGGGAGGAAGCGACGACGACAGAGAGUGUCCAGGUUUAUUUGUGAACAAAACGCCUCACACCGGCCUCUUCCACCUUCCUUCAAAUCUACAAACAAAGAAGAAGGUAGGAAUGGAGGAAGAGAUGGAAGAAAGGGUCAGAGUAGGAACAAAUGGAAAGGUAGAUGGAGGUGAGAGUGAGACUGUAGCCCUUCUUUCUGCCUACGCCUCCCAGAACGUCACAGAUAUGUCUAGCUCCCACACCAACCAAUCCGAUUUCUUAACAGAUGACUAUGGUGUUCAGAGUCCAGCUACAGCACACAGUAUAGAGGAAGGAGAAGAAGAAGAUGAUGAUGGAGAGGAGGAGGAGGGAACUAUUUGUAUUAAUUGGGACUCUGCAACUAGGAAACUGUUUCCAGAGAUGGCGAUGGAGCUCAACAAGGAGGGAGGCUGUGGUGGGUUGAUGCGGGGAGAGGAAGGGAUUGAGGGCAGAAUGGCGGGAGAGGAAGUGCAUGCUGCAGAGGGCAAGUUGAAGUUGGAAAAUGUGUAUGUCAGACAAGCUUCCGAGGAAGAGGCAGAGGCAGUGGCGCUGAGAAAGGUGGAGCAAGGUGGUCAAACAGGGUGGGAGGGGGAUGAUAUUAUGACCAAAUGGAACGUGGUCAUCUCAAUGGAUCCGUAGAUGAUAUUCAUCAAUAUUUUGACGCCAUUAUAGCAAAAAAAAGCUCUCUUCCUGCACUAAUCCACUUGACUUUAGUAUCAUGAUAGAAAUAAAAAUCAUGAAAAUAUCACUAUGCAAAAUUAGUUUUACUUUGAAUUCACAUAUCAAAAUCUGUUUACUGAUUAUCAAAUUACACUAAUCAAUACUUAUGAAGUUACCACACUGUGAUCCCCCUCGCUUUUGGGCAAACUUUUACUUGUAUUAUUAUUUGUAUGAUUGUUAAUCAAUUAGUUGUAGUUGUAGUCCUCUGUCUUUUUAUGAUUAACGAUUUAUUUACACCUAGUCACCGCUGAUGUCACAGUUCUCCAGCAACAACAACACAAAAACUAACUUUUUGAGCUGUGACUGUGAUUUCCGAUCACAAUAAUCCUAUAAAGACACUAAACAUUGUUUUUUUUUCUUUUACUUGUACAUGUUUUAUUCUACAUGAGCACAGUUUAUCACAACUCCACACAUACUGUUUGUGUUGCCUUGAUAAUGAUAACACUGGUUAGCAGUAGUAGUCGUGUGUGUGUGUGUGUGUGUGUGUGUGUGUCCUGGUUGAGUUUCAGGAAAAGCACUUAAACUGUCCUUAUUUGAUGUUUUUGAAGGAAAUUUCUGAUGAUCAGAGGAAUAGGAAGCUAGUGAUUCAUGUGUUGAUAUAUAAUGAAGACAGAACUAUAGCACUUUACUUUUUUUAUCCAAUAUAGGUUUUUAUAUGAAUAAUGAAUUAGCCUCACCCAUUCACUUGUUUCUUCUCUGGGCUAUGCGAACAUAUUUUCUGAAGAAAAAUAUUAAUUGCGUUACUGAAUCACAUUGUUUUUGAAACAUAGCUUUCUUGUUUGUUUUGAGCUCAGACGUCCAGAGGCUUGCCAGGAUAUUAUACGCUGUCUCAAUAACUACUUAAUUUUUGCCACUGUCACGUCUGCAUUCCAUCAACAUAGGCUUUAAAUAACAAUUGAAAAUAUGUAUUGAUUUAAGCACAGAAAAUACUUUCACGUCACUUUUGUUCCUUUGUUAUUUAAAAGAAUACCACCUGAAUUAUGUUCCCUCGUGUAGCGAUGAAGGAAAUUGUUACAGUCUUUUUGUUAAUGCCGUUCGUCUUUACACAAAACACGUUGUUUAUAGUUCUACCUACAUGAAGUUAAAAGACUCAAAAUGAUAUGUGAAGAAUGUGGUGAACUUUACUAAUACUGUACAUCAUAUUAGAAUGAUACUCUAAUCAGCAUUGUCUGUGUCAUAUUGGAAAUUACUGUAAAACGUCUUCCUGUACACUGUUAGCCUUCAUGUAUGCAGGUUGACAGGGAGGGCGAAUUCCGAAAUAACACGUCAUCUGCAAUGAGGUGGUUAAGUUUGAGGCCCUCCAUUGAGUUGUAUCUGUACCAUUUCUUAAAAUGGUUUUACUCUGGGAAAUAAAUUGUAAAACUUUUGUAAUGAUUUUGUAUUUUGCAUAUUCAGAAGGAAUAAUAAUAAAGUACACUUGUUACAUUG